GUAAACAUCAUCAUUUCAUCCUAAUUAUAUGUUGAGCCAGAAUCUUGUUAACUGUUGAGUCUACCAAAAUUCAGGGCAAUCGUAAGUCUACCAAAAUGGCUUUCAGGGCAAUCAACGAGUUGAGAUUAAUGCUGGCUCCGGCGGGAGGGAACCGAGCUUUUGCAACCUCCGCCGCUCCGAAGAUGAAACAUUUUGCAGAAAAUGUUCGUGAUAGUGAGGCUGCUCAGUCUACCAUGUCGAACAUCUGGAAAUUUCUUAGAAAGCCAGAGAACGCACCCGUUGCUGUGCUGCUAGGGUUCCUAAUUGUGCCUCUGACGAUUGGGACGCACAGUGCUCUACAGCAGCUCAUGCAUGCCCCGAUGGUUGUGGUCAACAAGAACAAGAGGGCCAUGUACGAGGUUGACAACCCAGAUGCUGCUGUUAGCUCAUCCGACAAGUUUAUCAACAAAUCUUUCCUGAGGAAGGUUGGCCACAUUCAGGAGCCCGGCAGGCCAUCCAUGCCUGAUUCAGUCCAGCAUGACCCUUUUACUCGGCCUCGCACGGCGGCGACGCUCAAAACAGUCGGAGUGGAUCCAAGCCGUCGCUAAAUGGGAUUUUCCAUCUCAACAAAUUACAAAUACUUCCUAGUGUGUCUCUAAAAAUUUCUAUCUAUCCCAAAUGGUCCCGUUAGAAUCCGAUUAUUAUGACGUGUGACAUUGUAAAUAGCUUAAUUUUGGGCAUAUGUUUUUCCUUUUCCUCUGUUCAUAGCUUAAUUUUGUUGCAAUGCACAAAAAUAUGUCAUAUGGGUUAUGAAGCCCUCCCUUCCUCGCUAGUAAAUUAAUUAGAGGUGAGAGGCUCCCAUUUUUGCUUGUUUAAUUUAUUGAUUUGUUCUAAUAAACAGAGACACCGUAUAAUUAUAAAUUUAUAAUA
This is a messenger RNA of Pyrus x bretschneideri (Chinese white pear), 909 nucleotides long. RefSeq lists its product as uncharacterized. Bases 96 to 587 code for a protein of 163 amino acids. The record is from RefSeq and is a predicted model, not a curated record. Lineage: Eukaryota; Viridiplantae; Streptophyta; Magnoliopsida; Rosales; Rosaceae. The transcript is spliced from 4 exons.